Molecule: messenger RNA, 1818 nt
Organism: Aphidius gifuensis
Lineage: Eukaryota; Metazoa; Arthropoda; Insecta; Hymenoptera; Braconidae
Gene: Es2
Product: splicing factor ESS-2 homolog
Exons: 2
Coding region: 279-1712 (477 amino acids)
Cellular component (GO): catalytic step 2 spliceosome
Source: RefSeq, a predicted model, not a curated record
AAUAAUAACAACCUUCAAAACAUAUCCUUCUUGAAAUAAAAAAAAAUAUACGACGUAUUGUCAACGAUUGUUUAUAUUUUUAAUUAAAUUUGUUUAAACUUGAUGUGUGUUAUUGUAAAACAUUUCGAGUAAAUAUAAGUGUAAUAAAAAUAUUUAUAAAAAGUAAAAAGAAAACAUAUAUAAAAUAAAUAACAACAGGUGAAUCAUUUGAAGUUAACCUCGAAAAAAACUAUUUAGAUUGUUUAUAAUAAAUAAAAAGGCAUAAAAUUAAAUAAACAAUGGAUUCACCUUGUUCAUCAAUAAGUACACCAGGUUCUAAUGCCCUGAUGGUUGCAAAAAAUACACGUGAUUUAGAAAUAUUUAAAAAACCAACUGGUACAGCUGUUAGAUCAAAAAAUUUUAAAAGAAAAAUUCUAGAUGAAGAUACAUAUCUUGAUAAAAUAGGUGAAAUAAUUGAACGUGAUUUUUUUCCUCAUCUAGAAAAGUUAAAAGCUCAAAAUGAAUAUUUAGAUGCAUUGGAACAAAAUAAUAUAACAAAAAUGCGUGAAUUAUAUGAAAAAUAUAGUUCAGGUUGUCCAAUAAGUGAAAGAAUACCAAGUCCAGCAACAUUUGAAACACCAUUACGUGAAGAACAAAUAAAUGAAUCAGUUAGAUCUCAAAGAAGCACAACAUCAUCAUCAUCAACGUCGUCAUCAUCAAAAGGUGGUAAAAUGAAAAAAAAAACAAGUCUAGAUACAUAUUUAAGUACUCAUACAAGUGAGGAUAAUGCUAGUUUUGAAGAACUCAUUGAAGAAGCUGAACAAAAACAACGAUUAAAAUAUUCAUGGCUUUAUGAAGCUGAAGAAAAAUCAAAAAUAAAAGAAAUUGAAUCAAAUAAAAUACAAAAUGCAAUUGAAUCAAAACCAUUUGAAGUUGAUUCAUGGAAAUAUAAAAAUAAAAAUUAUAUAAUGUAUGUACCAGAUGGUGUUGAAUUAACAUCAGAUGAAAAAAUUGAAAUGGCUAAAAGAAAACAAGAAGUACAACAUGAAAAUACAAGAUUAAAAAUAAAUCCAUUUAAUGAUAAACAAAAUAAAGAAACAAUAUCUGAAUUAGCUAAAACACAAUCAAAAACAAAUGAUGGUAAAAUUGGUAUUGAUGGAAAAGAAAUAAUUAAAAAUCAAACACCAAAUAUUAAUGGUUUUAGUUUUGUAACAACACCAAGUCCAAGACCAGGUGAAUGUGAAAGUCCAAUAAUGACAUGGGGACAAAUUGAAGGUACACCAUUUAGAUUAGAUGGUGGUGAUACACCAAUAAUUAGAUCACAUCAAGGACCAUCAUUUCGUAUGGCUGAACCACCAAAAAGAGAAAAAAUUGCUUUACGAUUAGCUGAAAAAGCUAAUGAACGUCACAGAGAUAGAAAAAAUAAAGCAUUAGAAGUAGCAAGAAAAUCAUUUGCAACUCCAUCACCAAGAAGUCAAUCGAAAAUUGAUAGAUUAGCAACAAUGUCACCAGCUGCUAGAAGAUUAGCAACACAAAAAUUAAAAAUUAUCGCUACACCAUCACCAAGAAGAUCACUUUCACGAACACCUAUAAUUGGUAUUAAAACUCCAAAUAUAAUAUCUAGACACAGUGAUUCAACAUCUGGAGAUGAAAAAGAAUCACAAGAAAUUGUACUAACUGAUAAUCUUCUUAAUCUUCCAUCAAGAAAUAGAGCUGCUGAUUUUUUCGUUUAAAUAUAUUUAAUUUUAUCAUAUAAAAGAAAUUAUUUCAUUAUUAUUUAUUUAUUUAUGUAAAUAUUGACAUUAUUAAUAAAUGAGUUAUUAAGAAAUUAAAAACAAA